Molecule: messenger RNA, 3934 nt
Organism: Gadus macrocephalus (Pacific cod)
Lineage: Eukaryota; Metazoa; Chordata; Actinopteri; Gadiformes; Gadidae
Product: kinase suppressor of Ras 1-like
Exons: 17
Coding region: 46-2100 (684 amino acids)
Biological process (GO): protein phosphorylation
Molecular function (GO): ATP binding; protein kinase activity
Source: RefSeq, a predicted model, not a curated record
CCCCUCUCCAGGAGUGCUAAUAAGAAGAACAAGCUGAUCCUCAACAUGCAGGUCAACGGUAACGGGUGUGAUGAGCCCCCCCAGCGGCACCAAGCGGGGACCCCCGCCCGCACCCCCGGGUCCAGCACCCCCACCCCCGCCCGCACCCCCGGCUCCGGCGCCCCCACCCCCGCGAGGACCCCCGGGUCUGGGACCGGGACCCCGGUGGCGGCCUACACCCUGCCCGGGACGCCCACCCUCAUGGAGGAACACGGCUCCAUGAACAAUAACUCCGGACACCGUGGAUCCCCACAAACCGUGAGGAGAGACAUCGGCCUCGCAGUCACACACAGGUUCUCCACCAAGUCCUGGCUGUCCCAGACGUGUCAGGUGUGUCAGAAGAACAUGAUGUUUGGGGUCAAGUGUAAGCACUGUCGGUUAAAGUGUCACAACAAGUGCACAAAGGAGGCUCCCUCGUGUCGGAUCACCUUCCUGCCCAUCGCCAAGAUCCGCAGAACCGAGUCGGUGCCGUCCGACAUCAACAACCCGGUGGACCGGCCCGCCGAAGCGCCCCAGUUCGGGACGCUGCCCAAGGCCUUGACCAAGAAGGACCACCCCCCUGCGCUGAACCAGCUGGACUCGAGCAGCAACCCCUCCUCCACCACCUCCUCCACCCCCUCCUCCCCUGCCCCCUUCCAGCAGAGCAACCCCCCCAGCGCCACGCCCCCGCCCAACCCCUCCCCGAAGGGCCCUCGCGACGGACGCUUCCACUUCCCAGCUGCCUGCUACUUCCAGCACAGACAGCAGUUUAUCUUCCCUGAUGUGUCCAGUCCAGUCAGUUUGCACUCCGAGCUCGCUGCCGACGCUGUCGAGGCGGAGACGGGCGCGGAUGACGUCCAUAACCAGCUGGUGGAGGACGACGACGAGGAGGAAGCAGAGGAGGACGCCCGGUUAGGAGAGCACGCUGUAGACCACCAGCAGCACCCCGACGAACGGGACGAGGACGAAGAGGAGGAGGAGGAGGAGGAGGAGGAGGAGGAGGACCGGCGUGGUCACCACGGCGACCACGAGGACGACGAGGAGGGGGAGGAGUACGGGGAGGACGGGCGCCACAACGGGGUGUCGGACGGCGAGUGCGAGGGCGACGAGCUGGACGACCUGCCCAACUCCUGCAGGAACCCGUGGCGGGGGCCCAUCUCCCGCAAGGCCAGCCAGACCAGCGUGUACCUGCAGGAGUGGGACAUCCCCUACGAGCAGCUGGACCUGGGGGAGCUCAUCGGGAAGGGCCGCUGGGGGAAGGUCCACAAGGGGCGCUGGCACGGCGAGGUGGCCAUCCGCCUGCUGGAGAUGGACGGGAACAACCAGGACCACCUGAAGCUCUUCAAGAAGGAGGUGAUGAACUACCGGCAGACGCGCCACGAGAACGUGGUGCUCUUCAUGGGCGCCUGCAUGGCCCCGCCCCACCUGGCCAUCAUCACCAGCUUCUGCAAAGGCAGGACGUUGUACUCUGUGGUGCGGGACUCCAAGAACCCCCUGGACAUCAACAAGACCCGGCAGAUCGCCCAGGAGAUCGUCAAGGGAAUGGGCUACCUCCACGCCAAAGGCAUCGUCCACAAAGACCUCAAGUCCAAGAACGUGUUCCACGACAUCAACAAGGUGGUGAUCACGGACUUCGGCCUGUUCGGGAUCUCUGGAGUGGUCCAGGAGGGAAGGCGUGAGAACAAGCUGAAGCUGCCGCACGGCUGGAUCUGCUACCUGGCGCCCGAGAUCGUGCGGCGGAUGAGCCCCGGAAACAACGAGGACCGCCUGCCCUUCUCCGCCGCCGCCGACGUCUACGCCUUCGGCACCAUUUGGUACGAGCUGCAGGCCCGGGACUGGCCAAUCACCAACCAGCCGGUGGAGGCCAUCAUCUGGCAGGUUGGCAGCGGGCAGGGCAUCAAGAAGGUUCUGGCGGAGGUCAGCCUGGGCAAGGAGGUCACGGAGAUCCUGUCGGCCUGCUGGGCGUACGACCCGAGGGAGAGGCCCACCUUCACCCAGCUGGCCGAGAUGCUGGAGAAACUCCCUAAGCUCAACCGCAGGCUCUCACACCCCGGACACUUCUGGAAGUCUGCAGAGUUGUAGCAGCAGCCGGGCAGCAGGCCGCUGUCUGGCCGUCUGGCCGUCUGUCUUGCAUGCUCUGAGAGACGAUGACAGCGUCGCCUCUCAACCAAUCAGACUCUGCUUCCACUAAUCCACUCCUCCUCCUCUUCCUCCGUCGCCUCCUGCUCCGCCUCCUCCUGCUAACCAACGCCGCCGCCGCCGCUGCGCGGUCACUUGGCGUCGGGGGCGGGGCGAGUGGUGCAUUGUGGGUAGUCACUACCCUACUCUUAACCUUUUCGUUUAAAUAAAAAAAGAAGGAUCGCCCUUCGCCUUCUUCUUCUGCUGUCUUCGUCUGCCGUGUGGUCGGCACCGCGUGGAGGUCGCAAGGAGGUCGUGUGAAGGUCGUGGGUGGUGGUGUGAAGGUCAUGGGCGGGGGUGUUGGCGUGUGCUGAGAUUUCUGCUGUACGGACGCUCUGAAGGCCUGGUGAUGAAGAUGAUGACGUUGAUGGGCGCCUGCCUCUGCUUCCUCCUCCCAUCGCUGUUGUGCUCGGUUCCCCCAGGCUGACCCUCACUCACACACACACGGUCAACAUCACGUUGGGGACAUGAGCGUCCUUAUGGAGCUCACAGCCUCACACACACGCGGUCAACAUCACGUUGGGGACAUGAGCGUCCUUAUGGAGCUCACAGCCUCACACACACACGGUCAACAUCACGUUGGGGACAUGAGCGUCCUUAUGGAGCUCACAGCCUCACACACACGCGGUCAACAUCACGUUGGGGACAUGAGCGUCCUUAUGGAGCUCACACCCUCACACACACACGGUCAACAUCACGUUGGGGACAUGAGCGUCCUUAUGGAGCUCACAGCCUCACACACACACGGUCAACAUCACGUUGGGGACAUGAGCGUCCUUAUGGAGCUCACAGCCUCACACACACACGGUCAACAUCACGUUGGGGACAUGAGCGUCCUUAUGGAGCUCACAGCCUCACACACACACGGUCAACAUCACAUGGAGGAGGAGAUGAACGUCCUGGACACCAGGGCCCCCUCUGGGUCCUGGGGAGACCCUCAGCUUCGUGUUGGCGGAGUGUUUCCUCCUGCGGGGUCGGCCACCGAACCAGAUGUUUUACGACCGGACUUGUUCUAAACGGUGUCGGCAGCCCAGGGUUCCCGUCAUCGUCGUGGAAACCAUCGCCUGGGUUACCAACAUGUUAUUGGGAACACGUCAUCAAAUGUCCAUAAUCAAUUAGAAUGAUCAUUUGUCAACAAUCAAUAACAAUUGCUUCAUGCAAGUGUAAAGUGCACCUUAUAAUGGCGUGAAUAAUUUAUUUGAAAUAUGGGUCUGUAUUUUUUUAAGUUAUAUUCCUGUCCGCACAAAAGAAGAGUCCUGUAUCUUCCUAGAUGGUGCGUGUGCGUGUGUGUGUGUGUGUUUGUGUGUGUGUGUGUGUGCUGGUGGUGGUGAUUUCUGGCUUAUGUUGGUGUCCUGUAUUUCUCUGUUCUGUGUGUGUAUGUGUGUGUUUGUGUGUAGGCGUGCGUGCGCGUAUGCGUGUGGUGAACGUUGUGCGUCACACGUCUGUGUCAAUACAUUAUUUAAUGUACAGCAUAGCAACGCGGUUCUUUAAAAAAACUUUGUACAAACACGUUUUUGUACGUACACAUCAUGACAUUUUGAAAUAGGUACUGCUCUCCCUAUGAAAGAUGUAUAUAUUUCUAUUUUUUGCCUGUGUACAAAAUACUGUAUAAAGACUGUAAAUGUGUGUUUUUUUAUGUUGAUGUCAGAAUUCAUAUUUUUGUAUUGCAUGUGACUUCCAUUCUGUACGCGCUCCGUUCCUCCCUGGGGGGAUCAAUAAAGUGAAGCUUGUCCCGUCA